UUCUUGAAGCAAAACCCCCUCUCUUUCCUCUCACCAAAAAGAACAAAUACCCAAAUCACUUUUCAUUUUGAAAUCCCCAUUUCACCAAACCAAUUCCCCUCCUUAUAAAUCCCAUCUCCAAUCCCUCAAAAACAGAGCAAUAAUCCCAACAUUAGAAAAUUUAAAAAAAAAAAAAAAAAAGAAAAGAAACUUCCUUCAUCAUGAUCAAUAACAUCUUCCCCAUCUCCUUCUUCCUCAUUUCCCUCCUCUUCUCCGAAUCUGUUUCAGCUCAAUCUACUCAGCCACCCGGUCCCUCUGGUCCGACAAACAUCUCCGCUAUCCUCGAAAAAGGCGGCCAAUUCUCAACCUUCAUCAAGCUUCUCAAAAGCACCCAACAGAGUGAUCAAAUCAACAAUCAACUCAAUAACUCCAACCAAGGCCAAGGCCUCACUGUUUUUGCUCCCCCUGAUAAUGCCUUCUCAAAUCUCAAACCUGGGACCCUUAAUUCCCUCUCCGAUCAGCAAAAAGUUCAAUUGGUUCAAUACCAUGUCGUCCCAACUUUCAUCUCCAUGUCCCAAUUUCAAACUGUUAGUAACCCACUUCGUACUCAGGCCGGAAACAGCAACGCCGGUCAGUUUCCGUUGAAUGUUACCACUUCUGGCUCUCAAGUUAAUUUGACCACCGGUGUCGACGACGCCGUCGUCGCCAAUACUAUUUAUACCGACGGCCAGUUGGCUGUUUACCAAGUCGAUAAAGUUCUUCUUCCGGUUGAUCUUUUUGGUACUGUGGCGGCGCCGGCGCCGGCGCCUUCUAAGCCGGUGAAGGCUGUUUCGGGUUCUGAUGCUCCUGCUGGUGCUUCGAAGGACACUUCUAGUGACGAUACCGGCGCUGCUCCGGCUAUGAAUUACCGAUUUACGGCGGCGUUUGGAGCGGUUGUUGGAUUUGUGGUGGCGUUUGUUUUGCAUUAACGAGGAUUUAACUUUUGGGUUUAGGGAUUUGAUGAAUGUGAAAUUUUUUGAGUUUACUUGGAGUUGGGAAAUGAACUUGAAGAAUAAUUUUCUUUUGAAUGUCUCUAUUUUAUGAGUUUAUUGUAAUUUUCAGUUUUGUAAUGAAACUUUGAAUUUAAUUUUCUGUUUUGAUUCUCUUAAUUCAAAUGGAAUGUACCCGCCUUAUUGAAUGCUGUUUA
Cucumis melo (muskmelon) is the source of this 1165-nucleotide messenger RNA. Its product is annotated as fasciclin-like arabinogalactan protein 11. The transcript has a single exon. The record is from RefSeq and is a predicted model, not a curated record. Lineage: Eukaryota; Viridiplantae; Streptophyta; Magnoliopsida; Cucurbitales; Cucurbitaceae. The coding region runs from base 201 to 947 and encodes 248 amino acids.